AUGGCUCCGUCCGGGACUAGUCUGGUCCUACUUUUACUGCAGUUUGUACUCAUUUGUACCGCUCAGAGGGGUCCUGUUGGCCCCAGAGGUCCCCCAGGACCCCCAGGACCGGCAGGAGUCCCUGGAGUCGAUGGCAUUGAUGGUGACAGAGGAGUGGACUCCACAGUAGACGGUGGGCCAGGCCCCGAUGGUGACAAUGGUAAAGACGGAGCAGAUGGAGCUCCAGGACUUGCAGGAGCUGAUGGACCAGUAGGACCUCCUGGAGACCCCGGACCAGUCGGACCUCCAGGACCAAAAGGGGAUCCCGGACCUCAGGGACCUGCAGGAGAACCAGGAGUUGGCCCUGAUGGACUUGAUGGUAUUCCAGGCACAGAUGGACUCCCAGGUGAACUCGGGAAAGUUGGACCUCCUGGCGCCAGAGGAAAGAGGGGACCAGUGGGUCUUCCAGGUCCAGCCGGGCCUCGGGGGGCUCCAGGAGUCUACCAGGGAGAGGAGCUGUGUCCAAAUGCCUGUCCCUCUGGUCUGCACGGACACUCUGGACUGCCAGGGAUGAAGGGUCACAAAGGGGUCAAGGGUGAAUCUGGUGAACCUGGGAGACAAGGACAUAAGGGAGAGGAGGGAGACCAAGGAGCACCCGGAGAAGUCGGAGCCCAAGGAUUACCAGGCCCAGGAGGACCUCGAGGAUAUCCAGGAAUUAUGGGCUCCAAAGGCGACAGGGGACCGAGGGGUAAAUUUGGAGAUCUUGGUCCUCGUGGGAUUCCAGGAGCUCCAGGAGAUCCCGGUCAAAGAGGAUCAAUUGGAGAAACAGGCCACAUCGGAGCUGUGGGUGACCCUGGUCCAGCUGGGAUCAGAGGAGUUCCUGGACCAAAGGGAGAAACAGGUCUCGCUGGUCCUGAUGGGAGAGAGGGAAUUCCUGGACUACCUGGAUCCAAGGGUCUUCCAGGAAAGAAUGGCGCUCCGGGAGAUGGUGGACCUCAGGGACUUCCUGGUUUACCAGGAGCUUUUGGCAUGAAAGGACACCAAGGACCAAAGGGAGGAACAGGAGACCCAGGUGUAGCCGGGAUGAUGGGGUCACCAGGGAAACAGGGUGAACGAGGAGAGCAAGGAGAGGUCGGACCUCCCGGUCCCAGAGGAGGACCAGGUGAACGAGGAGUACGAGGACCUGAUGGGCCAAUUGGAUUACCAGGAGCCAGGGGGCCCAAAGGAGAUCCUGGGUUUCCAGGUUUGCCAGGACCAGCCGGGUACAGAGGACAGAAAGGAGAUAGAGGAGCAGUUGGACUUGAUGGGCCAAAAGGAGAGCAGGGACCUCCAGGAGAAGAGGGGGUGGCUGGAGAGAGGGGAGACCUGGGCGACGAAGGUGAACAAGGAGAGAAAGGAUCGACUGGUCCUCCUGGAGAGACGGGAAACAAAGGCCCUGAAGGCGGCCGCGGUAUCCAGGGGAAGGAGGGCAAAGCUGGGCAGCCCGGACCCAGAGGCAUGCAGGGAGAUAUGGGAGUACCAGGCCUGCCUGGGCUACAGGGACCAGCGGGAAAAACACCCACAGAUGAGCACAUCAAACAAGUCUGCACAAGAGUAAUGCAGGAGCAGCUAGCCCAGCUGGCAGCUAGCCUAAGUCGGCCUGAGUCUGGGAUUGCUGGUCUGCCUGGUCCCCCCGGGCCACCAGGACCUCCAGGACCCACCGGAGAGAAUGGCUUCCCUGGACACACAGGCUCUAGAGGGCUGCCCGGGCUCAAGGGACCCCCAGGACUGCUCGGGCGCAAGGGACCCAAAGGUGACCAGGGAGACAGAGGAGAGAGGGGUCCCACAACCAGAGGACAGAAAGGGGUGCCAGGAGCUACAGGACUCCCAGGGGAGCCGGGCAGAGCAGCGUAUGGUACAGACGGUCGUGAUGGCGACAGAGGACCUCGGGGGGCUCCGGGUGUCGCCGGGGUACCAGGUCCCCCUGGUCCUGCAGGCCUUCCUGGGUACUGUGAACCCUCUCAGUGUACUCUGCCCGAAGUACCAUCAGGAUUCGCUACCAAAGACACAGGAACCAAGGGCCCCAGCGAAAUGUGAGGGACUGGAGAAUGAAACUGGACUUUCAAAUCAACUAGAAGAAAGAACUAGUGUUUUAAUAUUGUUGCUUUGGUCAUCAAUCUUUGCACAGUUUUGAAACAGUGCUGCAUAUUGAGUUUGACAAAGAAGCAACAAAAUAUUGCAGAGUUAAGGAAGAACAAUUUGCUGUUUUCAGAGAGUUUAAUGAUCUUCUUCUAUCAGAUGGGGACAUCUUUCCUCUAUUCAUUAUGGUAUUGUCCUUAGAAAUAUCCAAGGGUCCAUUGUAUUGGCAUAGCUAUCUAACAACACCACAGAUCAGCAGAUUACCAGGGCAUUUUUGCCUGUUCCCUGUCUCAAUUAUACAAUUCAAAUCAAGCUGAUAAAAUUUCUUUACUUUCACCACAACUUGUAUUUUAAUCAAAGAUUCCACCUAUGCUAAUUUACCAUGCUUCUCUCCUCUUUUCUUUGUUUCUGUUUUCAGCAUUCACAAAUCUAACCGGCACUUAAAUAGACACUUUCAUUUGCUCACCUAUUAUUUCAAGCUGUUUUUUUUUUCAAUUUCCUUAAAUAUGACAUACAGAAAUAUUGUUUAAGAACUGUUUUGAGUGUAGUUCUAUUUUUACAAUGAAAAUAAAUAACCUUACUAUUUCUCAGUCCACAAGCCAGGACGGAUCAGUCUUUGCAGCAGUGCCAAGGCUGUAUAAAUGGGAUUUGUUUAAUCAAAAAAGGUAAAAGAAAGCUUGGAAGUAAUAUAGUUACUCCUCCAUUUCAAUAAGGGAUUACUUCUGUUGCCAAAAGAUGCAUGUGACAAUGACUAUAAAGAAUGACCUAAAAAAUUACCAGAGCUGAUAAAAUCCCAACAUAAAAAGCAAAAUCUUGAAUUCAUUGUCUAAUUGUCUGUCUUUCUGUAUCAUAUGAACCAAUCCUUGUCUUGUCUGUUAAAUUGUAUUUCUAUGUGUUUAUGUAAAUGUGUCAGUAUAAAAUUACAUUGCUGAAUGCCAUGUCUUUUUAUCUGUCAAAAUCUUUGUUGUCAAUUUUUCCACUUGAACCCACUUCCUGUGACUUUCCUGUAAGUGUAGAAUUGACUGUACUGUUUGAACCAUGGGCUGUGUAAAAAAACUAAAACUAUAUAGCAGUUUUCUAUUACAUAUUAUUUAUUUUCUUGAGGCUGAA
Messenger RNA from Boleophthalmus pectinirostris (great blue-spotted mudskipper), 3207 nucleotides. RefSeq names its product collagen, type IX, alpha 1a (gene col9a1a). Bases 1 to 2055 code for a protein of 684 amino acids. Lineage: Eukaryota; Metazoa; Chordata; Actinopteri; Gobiiformes; Gobiidae. The record is from RefSeq and is a predicted model, not a curated record. The transcript is spliced from 32 exons.